This is a messenger RNA of Pneumocystis jirovecii RU7, 192 nucleotides long. RefSeq names its product ribosomal 60S subunit protein L29. Gene Ontology annotation, biological process: cytoplasmic translation. The transcript has 4 exons. Gene Ontology annotation, molecular function: structural constituent of ribosome. Gene Ontology annotation, cellular component: ribosome; cytosolic large ribosomal subunit. The record is from RefSeq and is a predicted model, not a curated record. Bases 1 to 192 code for a protein of 63 amino acids. Lineage: Eukaryota; Fungi; Ascomycota; Pneumocystomycetes; Pneumocystales; Pneumocystaceae.
AUGGCAAAAUCAAAAAAUCAUACAAAUCAUAACCAAAACAAAAAAGCGCAUAAAAAUGGUAUCCAUCGACCAAAAGUUCAUCGGUAUUUAUCAAUGAAACAUUUGGAUUUAAAGUUUCGAUUAAAUUGUAAAUAUGCUAUGCGUGGAACGCAAAGGGUAUUGAAAGAAAAAAGAGAAUCGAAAAUUAUUUAA